AUUUGCUCCUGCGUCGGCCGCUCGCGGAGCCUCGUCUGCAGCAGCAGGAGGGAGGACAGCAUCAGGAGGGUCCACCGGGAGAGUGGAAGCCAUGUACGGGAAUCAGAUGAGAGGCAUGUUUAUACCUAAGCAGGUGUUAAAAAACCAGUUUGAUCCCUUUAAGUCUCCACGGGAGACAUAUCUACUAUGCAAACUACGAUGGGGUGAGAGCAGAAGGUCUUGGAAACACUGGGUCAAAAAUUAUGAUGAUGAUGAUGAUUACUGUCAUGCUGAAGUCUACUUCCUGGAGAAAAUUUUUAGAAUGAAUCCAUCUUCCUUUUAUGUCAACUGUUCCAUCAAGUGGUACCUGUCCUGGAGCCCCUGUGUGAACUGCUGCAAUGAAAUACUGGAUUUCUUAGAGAGGCACCGGAAUGUGAACAUAGACAUUCGUGUGGCACGGCUUUACUUCAUAGACUCUGAAAGAAACCGCAGAGGCCUGAAGAAACUUGCGAGGUCAGAGCGAGUAAACAUUAAGGUCAUGAACGAGCGAGGUAAGACUAUAAAGACUGUGUGAAAAACUUUAUCCGAG
Messenger RNA from Empidonax traillii (willow flycatcher), 568 nucleotides. Its product is annotated as C->U-editing enzyme APOBEC-1-like. Gene Ontology annotation, cellular component: nucleus; cytoplasm. Bases 92 to 553 code for a protein of 153 amino acids. Gene Ontology annotation, molecular function: zinc ion binding; RNA binding; cytidine deaminase activity. The record is from RefSeq and is a predicted model, not a curated record. Gene Ontology annotation, biological process: cytidine to uridine editing. Lineage: Eukaryota; Metazoa; Chordata; Aves; Passeriformes; Tyrannidae. The transcript has 3 exons.